CUCAGUCAGCUCUUGGAGGUCAGUGAGGAACGUCUGUCGGAGUCGCACCUUCGUACAGAUUUGAGAAAAGUCAAUCCAAGCACAGGAAAAGAAGGAAGGACGAAGACCCAAAAUGAAUGUUACUGACCACCUGAUAUUAAGUACAAUAUUACCGGAUGGGAUCCCAGAUUUAGUCGAUCCCAAUGAGACAGGAUCUGGCCACAUAGGUGAUGAAGUGACCAACAUGGAGGAGGAGCUGGGUUCCCACAUGGGCUAUAAUGACUCAAUGCUCUUUGAUGAGCUUAACAACUUUGUCAAGGAGAGCAAGGCAGUAGGAGGGGAUGGCCUGAUGGAGGAAGUGAUUCUCGACGCCCGCAAUCCCUCCCUGGCUGUGGUGGAAAUCAUUGUGCUGGUCUUCAUCCUCAUUGUGGCCAUUGUGGGAAACAUAUUCGUGCUGAUUGCUCUCUGGCGCCACUCUCUCUUCCAACCUAUGUCCCGGUGCUACCUGUUCAUGCUGCACCUCAGUCUGGCAGACCUCUUGGUUGCGCUGCUGAACAUACUCCCCCAACUCAUAUGGGAUAUUACAUACAGAUUUAGAGGAUCUGACUUGUUGUGUCGUUUGGUGAAGUAUGCCCAAGUUUUCGUUCUUUACGUGUCUACGUACAUGCUUGUGUUCAUGGCGGUGGAUCGAGCCCGUGCUGUACAAGGCAAUGGUCGCGGGUCAUUGAGAUCAGCGAGACUGAUGAUCGUUGGGGCAUGGGUUCUGGGUCUGAUCUUGGCAGUGCCUCAGAUCAUGCUGUUUGCCAUGCGGGAAGCCGAACCAGGCAUUCAAGACUGCUGGGUAGUGUUCGAGAUGGUGAGUGAGCGCAUUUAUGUCACAUGGUUCGUUGUCUCCAUAUUUUUGUUACCUUUGACCAUUAUUGCAGUGUGCUACGGCUACAUAUGCUGGGCGGUGUGGUGCGGCGUCAAGCCAAAUAAACAGAAAUUCACCUGCCCGAAAAAAUGCCACAGCUGCCUGCACCGCCACUCAGAGAAGGAGGAGGAGGAAGGAAAACUGGGGAUAGAGCUUCAAUCCAUCACCAACAUGGGUCACCCGAGACCGAUCAUUCCGCAUUCGCCGGUUGCUAAAGUCUCGGCAGCAAAGAUGAAGACCAUCCGCAUGACUCUGACCGUCGUCCUGGCCUUCACUGGCUGCUGGGCACCUUUCAGUAUCGCCCAACUCAUGACCGUCUACAACAGACCAGAUGACCUGUCAACACUGAACCCAGUGACAGUGGUUUGCAUGUUGCUGGCCUCGCUCAACUCCUGCACAAAUCCUUGGAUCUACCUCUACUUCAGCGGCACACUUCUCAAUCAACUCAGGGUGGUUUUAGGACUCGGCCCGAGCCGUUCCCACGACAACAUCUCCAUAGGCGACGAGGAGCACAGAGGUCAGAGAAACGACGAAAGCAAGCAUCCAAUCACCCACUCCAAUAUGGUGUAGACCAUCACAGUCUGGUGACGCCACAACCAAUGAUGGAGCCGACGCCAUCUUCCCUGCUCGACGAGCGAACUUGCAACCGUCUUUUGUGGAGGAACCUUUCGUCGUAGGAGUCUCGCAGAAAAGUCAAAAGGGACCAACAUCUCUCCUUAAUUAAUUACGUUUUUUUUAAUGUCAUGUCUUUAUCCAAUAAUUUAAUUAGAGCCGGUGUAAUGAUUACCAAUGUGUAUUCUAAUUUGCCUUUUCCCUCUACAGGAGGAAGAAUUCAGGAGGGUUCCAAGGAAGUCGUACAACUUCAACCGAAAAUAUCUAUCUAUUAUCCUUACCAUUAAAGCUUAUCAUACAUAUCACAGGUCUCUAAUGAGUGUUAGGAUGUCAUAAUGUACAACAACAGUGUGAGAGUUGAUGACUUUCCCAGUCAUCCAGCGCCUCAUGGACAACAGGUGCUCUCUGUUAGGUUACGGUUUGCCUUUCCACACAACAAGAUAGUAACAGGUAGCUAUAUACCGUCCAGUCCUUAUAACGUCAUUUUUAUUUUUUCUCCAGUAUCAGUUUUCUCAUAACUAUUAUCAUGAUAACCAUCAUCAUCAGCAUCUUCAACGUCAGAAUAGCAUCUAGGUCAUAAAACACAAGAAACAGAGUGAACACCUUAAAGAGAGUCGUAUCUCAAAUGAAAUCAAUGUUUUAAUGUCGGAUCCUGGAGGCUUAUCGAAACCGCAGUAGCACUGUACCAACAUUGCAAAAAAUGAGUUCAUCCCCUUCGGACCUACAUGGCAUAUUAUGGCCUAUAAGUGUAAAGAUACACAAAUGCACGUGUAGAAAAAUAAAUCCCGUUUUACACACACGCAAACACAC
Molecule: messenger RNA, 2314 nt
Organism: Macrobrachium nipponense
Lineage: Eukaryota; Metazoa; Arthropoda; Malacostraca; Decapoda; Palaemonidae
Product: oxytocin receptor-like
Exons: 4
Coding region: 113-1462 (449 amino acids)
Biological process (GO): G protein-coupled receptor signaling pathway; cellular response to hormone stimulus
Cellular component (GO): plasma membrane
Molecular function (GO): vasopressin receptor activity; peptide binding
Source: RefSeq, a predicted model, not a curated record